This is a messenger RNA of Zymoseptoria tritici IPO323, 2169 nucleotides long. RefSeq lists its product as uncharacterized. Gene Ontology annotation, molecular function: serine-type endopeptidase activity. Gene Ontology annotation, biological process: proteolysis. Bases 1 to 2169 code for a protein of 722 amino acids. The transcript is spliced from 3 exons. NCBI's taxonomy places the organism in Eukaryota, Fungi, Ascomycota, Dothideomycetes, Mycosphaerellales, Mycosphaerellaceae. The record is from RefSeq and is a predicted model, not a curated record.
AUGGUUCAGAAAGCUGGCAAGUUCACGCCUCAGGUCCUGCUGAGCGCUCCUCGACGAUCCGCUGGAGUGCCGAACUCUUCCGGAACUGCAGUCCUCUACACUACUUCAACAUACAGUUUCGAAACGCACAAGAAGUCCACUGAGCUGCGUGUACUGUUCGUCAAGUCAGGCGACAGUCACCUGCUCGCCAAAGACGACGACAUCAGUGGUUUGAACUGGCUGGACGAGGACGAGUUCACAUGUCUUCAAUCCGAGAAAGACGGUACAACCAGCGUGUACGUGGCGAGUGUCAGCAAAGUCAUAGAAGGCUCAAAGCUGGGUCACAGCCAUUAUAUUGCUGGAAAGAUUGAUACCGCGGCCGGGAAUCUGCAAGUCCAUCGACUAGCCGAAAACGACUUUGCCAUUGCUCUCUCUGCUCAAGCAUAUCCGGAUGGUACCCUUUACAACCCCGAGACUGCGAAGAAGACGCAGGCGACAGGGAGGCUGUACACCUCGCUGAUGGUCAGGCACUGGGAUCACUGGUUGGGAAAGGAGAGGAACGCCAUCUGGUAUGGCAGACUCACGCGGGGGUCAAGCUCUGCAAAAUAUGAGGCCAGCAAGCUCACCAAUGCUCUGGCGAAGACUGGACUGGAAUCGCCAAUUGCCCCAUUUGGUGGCACAGACAACUUCACGAUCGGAAAGCUCGGUAUUGUCUUCGUAGCAAAGGAUCCGGAGCUGAACCCUGCACUGAACACGAAGUGCAAUCUCUACCUCGUGCGUGUGGACUCGUGGGACGCUGGUGAAUCUCGCAAGCCACAGCACAUCGAGCUGCCGGGCUUCGAAGGCGCAUGUGGUUCACCCAUCUUCAGCCCAGAUGGCAAAAGUGUUGCACUGCUCAGCAUGAAAAUCAACGGGUACGAGGCAGACAGGAACCGGAUCCUGAUCGUCGGAGGUCUCGGUGCAGAAGAGACCGUGCCUUUGAAGGCGACUCCAACCGCAUGCGCAGAGACUUGGGAUCGGAGUCCGCAAUCUGUCAGCUGGACAGCAGAUGGCAACUCGUUGGUGGUAACAGCAGAAGAUGUGGGCACCGGCAAGGCGUACUUGAUCACUCCAUCGUCUCGGGAGAUCGUGGCGUUGACGAAGGAUCGCUACGUCAGCGAUGUCAAACCGCUCGCAAAUAGCCAGGUCUUCUUCUCUGGUAGCUCGAUCACCGACAACUCCUUCUAUGGUCUACUUGACUACUCCAAGGCUUCUGCUGCCACGAGUGGUAUUCAAGUCUGGUCGCACUCUAACACAGGCGAAGGCAGCAAGCUGAACCUGCACCAUAGCCAAGUCUCGUCCAUCUGGACACCCGCCAGUAAUCCCAAAGUCAACGAGAAAGUACACAGCCUUGUCAUCAGGCCGAGCAACUAUGACAGCAAAAAACGUUACCCCGUUGCGUACUUGAUUCAUGGCGGGCCGCAGGGCGCUUGGGGAGAUAGCUGGUCAACGAGAUGGAACCCUGCGGUCUUUGCAGAGCAAGGGUACGUUUGUAUCGCGCCCAACUUCACCGGCUCCACAGGCUAUGGUCAAGCCUUUACGGAUGCGAUCCGAGGACAAUGGGGAAAUUGGCCGUACUUUGAUAUUGCCAACGUUUUUGAAUGGGUCGGCGAGAACAUGCCUGAAGCGGACAAUGAUCGCGCGGUCGCGCUUGGAGCUUCAUACGGCGGCUACAUGAUGAAUUGGAUACAAGGCCACCCUCUCGGCCGCAAAUUCAAAGCCAUCGUCUGCCACGACGGCAUCACCAGUUUCGCCGGUGGCCAGUUCUCGACCGAAGAAUUGUACUUCCCGCUCCACGAUCUCGGCUGGGAUCCCUCGGAACAUUUCUCCAAUUGGGCGACUCCCCAGCUCGUGAUACACAGCUCCAAAGACUACCGUCUACCUAUCGGAGAGGGACUCGCAGCAUUCAACGUGCUGCAGGCACGUGGUGUCGACAGUCAAUUGUUGACAUUCCCGGAUGAGAACCACUGGGUCUUGAAGCCGGAGAACAGUCUACUGUGGCAUAAGGUCGUGCUGAAUUGGAUCAACAAGUAUGCUGGCUUGCCGGCUUUUGCGGAGGAGGGAGUGGAGAGCGAGGCGCUUUAUGGGGGCUUCAGGGAGGCGAAGAAGGAGGUGGAGAAUAUGCCGACACAGGGAAAGGUGGAGAUGUAG